AGAGCAAGGAAAGAAGAGAGAGUGUCACCUGAGUGCGUACAUCGUUGCAGAAGUAACUGCGGGUGGUUAUUUUUGGCUGUUCUUGGUCAGUCUGGGCGUCAUCUUUCUCACCUGUGCUGCCUGCAGGUAUCAUUUGUUGUCUUUUUUGGAGGUGUUAUCCACAGCACACCGUGGAUGAAGAAGCCUCACUCCUCGGUUUCUUCAUGGCAAGGAGAGUCAAUAUUGUGUGCCUAGCAUGGCUGCGGCUCCUGCACCGACCUCCCUGGGACCGGUAUGGCUUUUAGCCGCAUCAGUAAACUGGACCCCCCUUGCCGAGGCAUCUUCAGGAAAGCGGCGGUCAUGCUGUGCACCCUCUUCACCUCCCUCUUCCUUCUGCACUGCCUCACCGCCCGCUGCAGCACCACUUCACCAGUUAAGGCGUCCUCCGGCCGGGCUGCGGGGCUCUUCGAGGACUUUAGGUCAAUGAGGACUAAAAGACUUGCGUACCAGUGGACACCCGGGUCGGAGCUUACGGGCUACGGGGUCGCCAGGCGCUCUUCACGGGUUCUCGCGGAUGAGCGCUCGGGGCAGGUAUCCGAACUGCCCGAGGAGGAGUCUUUCAUCUUGCCGCCACCGGAUUUAGUUGCUUCCCGGAAAGUGUCGCCGAGGUUCGCAGGUAAACUCAGUCCGCUCGGGGAGGGGAGCAAGAAACUGCCCCAAGCUCUCAUCAUCGGGGUGAAGAAAGGAGGGACCCGGGCUCUGCUGGAGUUUCUCCGGGUUCAUCCGGACAUCAGAGCCGUGGGAGCGGAGCCGCACUUCUUCGACCGAAACUAUGACAACGGACUGGAGUGGUACAGAGAGCUGAUGCCCAAGACUCUGGAGGGCCAGAUCACCAUGGAGAAAACCCCCAGCUACUUUGUGACCAGAGAGGCUCCGGCCAGGAUAUCCGCCAUGUCCCGGGACACCAAGCUGAUCGUGGUGGUGAGGGACCCCGUCACCAGGGCGAUCUCGGACUACACACAGACUCUGUCCAAGAAGCCGGACAUUCCCUCUUUCGAGAGCCUCACCUUCAAAAACAGGACUACGGGGCUCAUCGACACCUCGUGGAGCGCCAUCCAGAUCGGCAUCUAUGCCAAGCACCUGGACAACUGGCUGCACUACUUCCCCAUGGAGCAGAUCCUGUUCGUGAGCGGCGAGCGUCUGAUCAGCGACCCGGCCGGAGAGCUGGGCCGCGUGCAGGACUUCCUGGGGCUCAAGAGGAUCAUCACUGACAAACACUUUUACUUCAACCAGACCAAGGGUUUCCCGUGCCUCAAGAAGGCCGAGGGCAGCAGCAAGCCCCACUGCCUGGGCAAAACCAAAGGGCGGACCCACCCCAACAUUGACCCUGAGGUGGUGCAGAGGCUACGGGACUUCUACAGGCCCUUCAACAUGAAGUUCUACCAGAUGACGGGACAUAACUUUGGUUGGGAUUGACGUGAAAAUCAUCAAAGACUUUUUUUUUUUUGAUGAGAAGUUAUUUUUUUUCCUUCUGUAAUUCAAUGGCAAGAUGUGGAGAUAUUGCUAUAUAUAUGUAAAAUGUACAGAAAUCUAUUUUAUAAUAAUUUAUUUUUAUUUCUAAGCAAUUAAUUCACUAAGCUGCCUAACCAUAUUUGUACAUAACAUCUGGCCCACAUGUUGUUUUUCACAUUCCUCAUUUUAAUUUUGAAUUCUACCGCUCCUCCCUCGUGGUCCUGUAAACUCGGCGGAUUUAUCAGUGCUGCCGUAAUGCAGAUAAUCAGCGAUGACUGAAGUCGAAAUUAGGGUGGAAAAUGUAAAAGCACCAUAUUACGGGUACAGAGCGCUCACUAAGAAGUGGAGAACACCUAUCCAUGUGCAUCCUCAUUUUAUAUGCAUCAUAACUUUCAUCAUUUAAAACCUUCAUUCUGAGUGUAAUUCUUCACUGCAACACAGACCUUACAAUUAAGUUUUCCUCUAUCUAAUUUUCCUCCACCGGCAUCAUUUUAAGCUGCAGAUCUCAUAUCCCUUUCCACUCAAUAACAGUUAGAUCAAUAAGCCUAAUUGAUCUUCAUUGUGUCACUCAUGCUUAAAGUAUACAGCUGCCCUUUCAUUCUCACUGCUCCUGCUGCCUGCUCUAAUGAAUGACCCAUCCAUCAAACCUUAAAUCCUAUCCUGGACCACAUGGACCCAUGUUAACAUUAUGCUAAUCGGGUAAAGGUAACUGGCAGAUCGAUGGAGUCUCCGUUUUCUGACUCCCCAUUAAGAAGCAGUGUUGGCUGAGAGCCAGGCCUAUCUGCUCAGUUCAAAGGUCAUGCAAAGUCUCAAUCAAAUUUCAUUAAGAGGCAUUUGAUUUGUUGAGGAAAGCGGAGCCGGAGCACCGAGUGUCAUUGGGAGUGUGUGUCUUGUUUUCACUGUAUGAUGAAAAAAAAAGCGUGAAGCUCAUAUAUCAGGAAUGGAGCAUAUAGAUAGAAAAUAUGACAGACAAACAACAACUCAGCUUUGCCUCAUUGAAACAGAGCUUUUUAAAAAAAUUGUCCGCCAUGAGAUCCCAGACUGAAGAGAUCAAAGGAAGAGGAAAGGGUUUUGUGAAGCACUCUCAGCACAGCAAGAAUUGCCACAGGCCCGUUCAGUGUCCAACCUCUCUAGUGUCGUCAGAAAACCUCAUGUGCCAUCAUCCAUGGCCUAUAUACUUUAUGCCUUAUUCACUCACGUCAUCCUCACACGUCUCACAAUCUCAACUUUCUACUUGUUGCCAAAAAAAAAAAAAAACACUGGGUUGAUAUCACGUUUCACACAGCUUGAGUCGAUAUCUCUGCUUUUUUCUGCUUCUUUGUUUCUGUCUUUCUACUUGAAUUCUUGAUAUGCAAGAGGGAGAAAAAUGUGUGGUUAUCAUUCUUUCAUGUGGUUCCCCAUGUCUUUACAGCAGGUGGGGUACACUAUCAUAAGGGCAAUGGGAGGUGGCCGUGCUAUGCUAUGCUAUGGUGUGCUACGCUAGGCUAUGCAUGCUCAAUAUGGCGGCCAAUAUUUAAAUAGAGGGAUGAUGGGAAGGGAUAAGCAUCCACAGGAGUGCAUCAUGUGUUUAAGCAGGGCCAGACUGAAUGUACACAAACUAUCCUCAUACUAAAACACCCUCAAAUCACUUUUUAAAGUUAUGAAAAUGUAGUGCCUCUUUAACUAUCCAAUUCAACACACUUAGCCUGUUCCUGUCAUUAAGACAGAGAAUUACCCCAAUUCAGCUAUUUCUACUAUUUUCCAGUUGAAACCAGCUGCUUGGUUUAGCCUCAAACCAAUAGUUGGAAGCAGGGGAGAUGAAAGCUUGCUACACUGCAUUUUCUGUAGUGCUAUUUUUAACUUUUACUCUACAAGAGCGAGGAUUCUUUUAGCAUGAUUUGAUGUGGAGAAAGCCUUCAUCCCCCCUUCUCUUCUUUGUGCAAUGUUCGAUUAUCAAAAAGCAUUUAUGAUGACCUCUCUCAGUAAGCUGUCACACUCUGGAAGGAUAGUCUGAGAUGUUUCCCUGUAAUUGAUGGAGAAUUGCAUAUGGAUUCCGGUCAAGUUUAUGUAACUGAGGGAAAAUCUGAAAAAGAAAAAAAACAAACAACUCGCACUCAUGGGUUCACUCCGUGUUGCUGCAUCGGUUAUGGUUGAGUUUUAUUCAACCUGUCUUUGAAAUCUAAAAAUGUAAAAAAAUGUUUGUCUUACCCACAUAUAAUAUGUAUUUAGACUAGCAGAUCUGUAUGUACAAAAAUGAAAAAGACAUGUAAAUCAAGUAUUUUGUGGUAUGUACAUCAAAGGAAUUAAUUUUACACAAUGCAAAAGCAAAAUGGAACAGAUGUUUCUAGAUGAUUAAAUACUGAACAUUCAAAAGAUUUCUUUGUAUGAAGAAAUAAAUAAAAAAGUAUAUA
This is a messenger RNA of Notothenia coriiceps (black rockcod), 3881 nucleotides long. Its product is annotated as heparan sulfate glucosamine 3-O-sulfotransferase 3A1-like. NCBI's taxonomy places the organism in Eukaryota, Metazoa, Chordata, Actinopteri, Perciformes, Nototheniidae. The coding region runs from base 274 to 1455 and encodes 393 amino acids. The transcript is spliced from 2 exons. The record is from RefSeq and is a predicted model, not a curated record. Gene Ontology annotation, molecular function: [heparan sulfate]-glucosamine 3-sulfotransferase activity.